UUUCCCCUCAUUUUCUUGGACUGUUUCUGUUUGUUUCUUCAGAAAAAAGGAAUCCCAGAUUAUUUCCCCUUUGAUUGUACAUAUACAAAAUGUCUGUGAAGAAGGUUACAUGGAAGUCUCUGAUGUUAAGCUGUUGCACCAGCAGCAACUCGUCUGAUGAUUCUGGGAAAAAGACUUUGAAACCAAUUCAGUUCCAAAGAUUAUCACUGUCUGAUGUGAGUGAUCCGAGCUCACCGAUCUGUGUUGAUGAUCUCUCGACGUCUCUCCUCGGUUCGAAUCUCAACGUCUUCACUCUAGCCGAGCUGAGGCUAAUAACCCAUAAUUUCACACGGUGUAACCUGCUCGGAGAAGGCGGGUUCGGACCGGUUUACAAGGGGUUCGUCGAUGGCAAGCUUCGGCCCGGGUUAAAGGCUCAGCCUGUGGCUGUUAAGGCACUUGACUUGGAUGGCCUGCAAGGUCAUAGGGAAUGGCUGGCUGAAAUCAUCUUUCUGGGACAAUUGAGGCACCCUCAUUUGGUAAAGUUGAUCGGAUAUUGUUACGAAGACGAGAACCGGCUCCUCGUGUACGAGUACUUACCGAGGGGCAGCUUAGAGAAUCAACUCUUUAGAAGGUAUUCGGCUACGUUGCCGUGGUCGAUAAGGAUGAAAAUCGCUUUAGGAGCAGCAAACGGCUUAGCCUUCCUACACGAAGCCGAUAAACCGGUGAUAUAUAGGGACUUUAAAUCUUCAAACAUCUUAUUAGACUCUGAUUACAAUUGUAAGCUGUCUGAUUUCGGGUUAGCGAAAGACGGUCCAGCAGGAGGAGAGACGCACGUAACGACUCGAGUGAUGGGCACGCAAGGAUAUGCUGCACCGGAGUAUAUCAUGACCGGCCACUUGACAACAAUGAGUGAUGUUUACAGCUUUGGAGUAGUUCUCUUGGAGCUAUUAACCGGAAAGCGAUCGAUGGAUAACACCCGCCCAAGUCGGGAACAGAGCCUCGUGGAAUGGACAAGGCCACUUUUGAGGGACCCCAAGAGGCUCGACCGGGUAGUCGACCCUAGACUCGAGGGACAGUUUUCCAACAGGGGGGCUCAGAAGGUGGCUGCAUUGGCUUACAAAUGCUUGAGUCACCACCCGAAACCGAGGCCUACGAUGGGCGAUGUGGUCCAGGUCUUGGAAUCCAUACAAGGGUUCGACGAUGAAUUCGUUGGACCGUUUGUGUAUGUAGUUCCUAGUGAAACUGAUGACAGCAAGGAAUUCCUUGCAAAGAAAGACGAUAAAAAUCGCAACGAUGAAAACAGACACGAUUCACUUCGUCGUGGUUGGCGAAAUCGGAUCAAGUUGCCGCUUUCCUCAGUAGCUAAUGCCGAAUCUCCACUUAGCAUAAAACUAUAAGAGAAUUUACAUAUCCAAUACAUAUUCAGGUUGUAAAUAUUGUCAAGGAAACAACUGGAGGAAGAAAACACUAGCAUAAAAGCUGAGUUGAAACAGCAUACAUUC
This is a messenger RNA of Hibiscus syriacus, 1481 nucleotides long. RefSeq names its product probable serine/threonine-protein kinase PBL12. Bases 90 to 1376 code for a protein of 428 amino acids. The transcript is spliced from 5 exons. Lineage: Eukaryota; Viridiplantae; Streptophyta; Magnoliopsida; Malvales; Malvaceae. Gene Ontology annotation, molecular function: ATP binding; protein kinase activity. The record is from RefSeq and is a predicted model, not a curated record. Gene Ontology annotation, biological process: protein phosphorylation.